AUGGACUCCCAACCAUCAGCUUCCUCGUCAGCUGCGGCUGAGGCUGCAUCACGCGCACACGCACGCGCAAGCGCAAGCACAACCGCACAUGCAGUCCCCUCCUCCUCCUCCCCAUCUCUCGCCCCUCCCUCCACAUCCCGCUUCGGCAGCCAAGCCAAUCCUUUCCGCCGGUCUUCGUCAAGCUCAAUCGGCGCCAACGUGCUGGCGCGCUUCACCCGCUCCGCUUCCCAACGCACACAACCACCCGCCGACAUCCCCAACGAUGCACACGAGCCACACAGUCGCCCCUCUAUCGGCAGGCGCAUCUCCUCCCGUGCAUCCCGCAAGUCGCUCUCGGCAGACCCCACCUCGGGAGCCAAUCUGGCCGAACUAAGCAAGCCCACAGGAAAGUUCAGGAGCGGCGUCAAUUGGGGACCGCAACAGGCCCCCGAGCCCUUUAUGGACUCCUUCGACACCACAGAUGCCGAUCGCAAACUCGCAGAGUCCCUCCAGGCAGAAGCCGCCCUCGCCUCCGGCAGCACCGCAGCAGCCCAGUCGCAUGCACAGGCACGCGGCCUUGGUCAGCCCAUCUUUGUUGAGCGCCCAUCCAUAUCAUCCGCCGCAACCACCAACACCGCCUCCACCGCCGACUCUCCCUCCCCACCCACCUCAACAUCCCAACUCCCCACCGUCUCCCAGACCAUCGCCGCACUCACCGCCAGUGGCAUCAAUCCGGACGUGCUUGCAACUGCUACCCCGACAAAGUCUUCCUCACCGCCCUCGCAACCGUAUCCAGAACAGCCUGCACCCGCCGAGCGCACAUCCAUGCACAUCAGCGACGACACCAUCGCUCUGGCCCAUCCUGACGGCGCUACGGUCGCAGAUGGCGAUACACCCUGCACCACACCUCCACCCAAGAGCAGACAGCCAUCCCACGGCGAGAAUGGCUCCGCAACCACGGACAACCACAUGGUCGCACGCGCUGCCCAGCUCGUCCUCGAGGCCGCCCGCCAGCAGGCGCGCGUAGAGACCCGCAAGAAAGGUCGUUCAGCGCCCGCCUCUCCCAAGCGCAUGAGCUCCAGCCUCUCCCCCAUACCCACUGUCUCUCCAGACGCCAACGCAAGCCAAGAGGCCGACGUCGCCCCAGCUCAAGCGUCGCUGACCGAGCCCUCACAACCAUCCUCGCAGCGCGACCGCUCCAAGUCCGACGCGGCUGGACAAGGUGCCGGCGUGCAGAGACGCAAGAGCUUCCUCCGCUCCAUGAGCGCGCGCGCCCGCCGAGAAAAGAAGGACACCUCGGAAGGAUCAGAGACUCCCACGCCCACCUCCAACAGCCCCAUCAUCGCUUCCACCACCUCUUCCGGCACUACCACCCCGGCCACCCGUCGACGCCGCUACGCCGACACACGCGACCUCGACCUGCUCGCACGCGAGCUUGCCGCCGAAGCCAUUGCAGAACAGCUCCAGCAGCAGCAGUUCCAGCCACCUUUCGCCAGACCUAGUCGGAGUGGCAGCUCGUCGCCUUUGCGAUCCAAGGCCGCCGCCUUCAACGACCCGCGCAGACGCUCCUUCCCCAGCAUCCUCGAAGACUCGCCCCUCCAGGACGACUCCAUCAUCCCCGUCAGUCCCGCAUCCGGCGCACUAAAACCCAUGACCCCUCUUUCGCCUUCCUCCCGCUCCAACCCACGCAACCGCGCCAGCGAUGCCAAGAGCAAGGCUGGCAUUGGAUCCCCCUCCACCGCAUCCGGCCUGCCUGCCGAUCCCACCAAUGGCCUCGUCCCCCAAGAGAUGUUCCUCGGCCUCGGCGGUUCACCUUACCCGAGCCUGCCUCCAGGUGCCACGCGAGCCGGCGUUUCGUCGUUGGACAACCUGGAUCCGUUCGGCAUCCCGCUCACCCAGGAAUCCUCGCCUUUCGACGCAACCACGGCCUACGCCAACAAGACCAGCGUCUACCACACCCCAAACCAGGUCGCCGUGUCGCGCAGCCUGUCUGGAGCCUCGACGUGGUCCGCCGCGCAGACUUCGCCAAGUGCCAAGCGUCGUCCCGUGCUCACCAUGACCAUGAACGACCCGCAGGCCGAGCUCCAGGGGCUCACCAAGCCUCCCAAGGAGAACGGCAAGCGCCUCACGCCCUUCGGUAGCCGCGCUGGCAGCCGCGCACCCAGCCCGAGUCCCUCUUUCACCAACCUCAAGAAGGAGGCCGCCGCGCAAGACUCAUCUGCCGAUGCCGCCAACGAUGGCAGCGAGGUGGCUGACGCUGCCGAUGCGUCUCUUCUUGCUGGCAAGCCGACAUCGGCGGUACAGUCAGAGAACAACAGCGUACAUGUCCCCAGCCGACGCAACUCGCUGGCCAUCUCUGACAAGGGCUCACGCAGCUCGCUCGCUCCCGCAAAGCAGCAAAAGAAGGCAGGUCGUCUUUCGACCAUGUUCCGGUCUGGCCGAAGCAAGGAGCAGUCGGACGCAGCCUCCUCCGCCAAAGGCUCGUCUGCGCAUGCUGUCGCUACUUCUGCAUCGUCCGCAGAAGCCAGCGCCUACGCCACGCCGACGGGCGAAACAAGCACGCUGGCGCUCUCGCCCGUGUCUGCAGCCGUUUCGGCCGACAGUGACGCGGACAUUUCACCCGUCGCCUUCCGCGCGGUCGAGCUGCCCGCAACGCAGGACGCUGCACGUCGAAGCGCGCCGGCGAGUGCCAGUGCAAGCCGACGUUCGAGCAUGGCCCUCGAGGCCGCCGACCGACCCGCUCCCAAGAAGCGACCGAUUCGCGCGCUCUUGCGCCGCCUCAGCAGCUUCAGCAAGAGCGACGCCAAGGACACCGCCAAGGACAACAGCGCCAAGGCCAACUUCCCAGACGCCAGCACAAUGCCCAUCGUCGACAUGGACAAGCUCAAGCAGCUCAGCCAGAACCCGGACGCCAAGACGACCGAGCUCGCCGUACAGGAGCCACCGUCUGAGUCGAGCAAGGAGGCAGCCCACAGCGCCCCCGAAGUGGCAUCCGCGAAUGGAUCGGACCCGGUCACGGACAAGGAUGCGGCCGAUGUGAGCGGCCUGGCUCCGCGUAUCCAGGGGCUGGAUCUGUCUAAUGCGUCGCCUGUACCGGUCAACCAGGAGAUGGCCAAGAGCGGCUUUGGCACGCGCUCGGCCUACAAAUUUGGGCACAACACCAGCACCGACAGCGACGUUCGCAAGCCUGGCAGCGUCACAUUGAUUGCUUCCCCCGGCGACGAGAAUCAGGACUCGACGGCGAGCCUGGGCGAUGCGAACAGAGCGACCGACAAGGCAACCGACAAGGAGGAUGGUUGGGAGCGACCGGGAGCGGCGCCGAUCCAGCGAGCCGACUCGCAGACGCCAUGCUCUGAGGACUCGUUCUUCCUCGGCAGCGGCCAGAGCACCAACAGCCGGCCCGGGAGUGGCGCGUUGAUGAAGCAUGGCAGCGAGAGCGCCAUGAGCGAGGAGCUGUACACACCCGACCCUUCCACCGCCUACCUGCCUGCGACCAAGGCAGACGGAGCUGCUGAUCCGGUGCGACACACGGGCAUGCUGGAAGAGUCCACUCUCUCCACCGUCAGCAGUGCCACGGCAGCCGCUGCUGCCAAGCCAACCGUGGCUGAGCCCGUCGUCACCGCCGUGCCCCACGACGAGGCUACGCGCUUGACCGCCGCUUGA
Messenger RNA from Moesziomyces aphidis, 3642 nucleotides. Lineage: Eukaryota; Fungi; Basidiomycota; Ustilaginomycetes; Ustilaginales; Ustilaginaceae. The record is from the annotation of a GenBank genome assembly.